Messenger RNA from Emys orbicularis (European pond turtle), 938 nucleotides. It is a transcript of the gene DNAJC27, whose product is annotated as DnaJ heat shock protein family (Hsp40) member C27. The transcript is spliced from 7 exons. The coding region runs from base 117 to 938 and encodes 273 amino acids. NCBI's taxonomy places the organism in Eukaryota, Metazoa, Chordata, Testudines, Emydidae. Gene Ontology annotation, molecular function: GTPase activity; GTP binding. Gene Ontology annotation, cellular component: phagocytic vesicle; lysosome; late endosome. The record is from RefSeq and is a predicted model, not a curated record. Gene Ontology annotation, biological process: phagosome-lysosome fusion.
AUGGGGAGCGGUGGGUUCGAGGCGGUUGUUUCCCCUCCUCGCAGGUGCAAAGCGGCAGCUUCCUGAGUCACUCCUGCCCUCGCGUGUGUUUAGGGGCAGAUUCGUCUCUCCCGGGGAUGGAGGCGAAUCUGCCGAAGCGGAAAGAAACGCGCAAGUCGCUGAGGAUCAAAGUCAUCUCUAUGGGCAACGCCGAGGUGGGCAAGAGCUGUAUCAUAAAGCGGUACUGUGAAAAGAGGUUUGUUCCCAAAUACCUAGCGACGAUAGGAAUCGACUAUGGCGUCACCAAAGUGCAAAUUAGAGAUCGCGAGAUUAAAGUCAACAUCUUUGACAUGGCUGGGCACCCCUUCUUCUAUGAGGUUCGCAACGAGUUUUACAAGGACACUCAGGGGGUUGUCCUCGUGUAUGAUGUUGGCCAAAAGGAGUCAUUUGAUGCACUGGAUGGAUGGAUGGCUGAGAUGAAGCAGGAGCUUGGAGCUCAUGGAAACAUGGAAAACAUUGUCUUCGUUGUCUGUGCCAACAAGAUUGACUGCACCAAGCACCGCUGCGUGGAUGAGAGCGAAGGGCGACUGUGGGCAGAAAGCCGGGGGUUUCUUUACUUUGAGACCUCAGCACAGACAGGAGAAGGAAUCAAUGAGAUGUUCCAGAUCUUCUAUUCCGCAAUUGUUGAUCUGUGCGACAAUGGUGGGAAACGCCCCACAUCAAGCAUGAGCGUUGGGUUCACCAAAGAGCAGGCGGACACCAUUCGGAGGAUCCGCAACAGCAAGGACAGCUGGGACAUGUUGGGAGUCAAACCUGGAGCCACAAGGGACGAGGUGAACAAAGCCUAUCGGAAGCUGGCAGUGCUGCUCCAUCCGGACAAGUGCGUGGCUCCCGGCAGCGAGGAUGCUUUCAAAGCUGUUGUGAAUGCGCGGACGGCGCUUCUCAAAAACAUCAAAUAG